AAAAAAAAUUAAGAUAGCAUGUCGAUCUUAAAAAAGAAACCACUUCUAAAUAAAUUUCUGAGUAAUCAUAAUUCUCAAGAAGAAUCAAAUGUUAUGUCAUCGCCUUCUAGUGCUAAUUAUACAAAAAAUUGUGAAGAUAUUUGGAUGAAUGAUAUGGAAAAAAGCAGUAUAAGUUCAGAGUAUAGUUCUGAACCUGUUAUAUGUGAUAUAAAAGAAAGACAAAUAAUAAAUCAACAACCAUGGAAUAUAGAGGAAAUUAUUUUGGCCCUAUCUAAUCUUCCAGCAGGAAAGCAAGCACUUUCUGUUAUUUCUACUCUUCAUGGAGAUAGUUUGAAUAAAGUUUUAGAUGAAUAUCUGAACACCGAUUAUAAAAUCAUCACAGAAGAUAUUCACAAAACUACCAUAUCUUUAUUUGUAAAUAGACGCAUACAAAAUAAUUUAUUAGAUAUUGAAAAUGAAGCAGCUAUAAAUACAACUGUUCCAGAACUUUUUUUAAGAUGGCCAAGCACUUGUCUUUUAGUUUCUUGUUAUUUAGGUCAUGUAGAUAUAGUCAAAGCUUUAUUGACUAAAAAUGCAAAAGUUUCAGCUAGAGAUAGUGAUGGCAGAACAUCAUUACAUUUGGCUGCAUGUACAGCUUCAUUAACAAUUUUAGAAAAAUUAUUACAACAUGGAGCAAAUCCAUGUGAAUGGGAUUUUAGUAAAAAGUAUACACCUUUACAUUGUGCUGCAGCUACUGGAGAUCUUGCUUGUGUUAAAUGUUUAAUAAAAUCAGGAGCAGAUGUAAAUGCUGGAAUGUGUGGAAAAAGUCCUCUUUAUUAUGCUGUUUUAAGUAAUGCAGUAGAUUGUGUCAAAGCUUUAUUAGAAGCAGGUGCUUCUCCUAAUAAUCCACAGGUUUAUACAGAAACACCAUUGCAUGUAGCAGCUGGUUUAGGUUCUAUUGCAUGCACAAAAUUAUUAUUAAAUUAUGGAGCAGAUGUAAGAGUUCAAUUUGGUUCUAUGAGAUCUACUCCAUUACAUCUAGCAGCUGAAGAGGGUAGUGUUGAAUGUACAAAGUUGUUAUUAGAUGCUGGUGCAACAUGUGAAGCAAAAAAUGCAAGAGGACAAGCACCAAUGCACUUAGCAGUUUUAUCUCAAUCCAUGGAAACUUUAGAAGUACUUAUAAAUAUUGGUGCUAAUGUCAAUAUUGAAGAUAAUGAUAAUCGUACUCCAUUACAUGCUGCAGUUGCAAAAACUACUAGAGGAAUAGAUUUAGUGAAAAUAUUACUUCAGGCUGGUGCUUUGAUCAAUAAAGCAGACAAAUUUGGUUACACACCUUUACAUAUUGCGGCAUUAAAUGAAAGUUCAUCAAUAGUAAUAAUGUUAUUAUCAAAAGGAGCAGAUGUUACUGCUAGAACAAAAGGUGGUAUAUCUGCAUUAAGUUUUAUUGUACGUAGAACACCAGAUGUAUUGCCUCGAUUUAUUUCUCGCUUAGAUCAAGCAAUUUCUUUACAUGAUCAUGAAUUAGGAGAUAUUGAUUGUGAAUUGAAAUUAGAUUUUAGACCAUUGGUAUCAGGUGGUAGAGGAGAAACUGAUUUGAUGCUGUGUCUUGUGGAAGUUGGACAAAGACACGUAUUGAAACAUCCUUUAUGCGAAAGCUUUCUUUAUUUAAAAUGGUUAAGAAUCCGUAAAUUUUUUUUAUUAAAUUUAAUAUUUCAUUCCAUAUUUGUCGUUUUUCUUACUGCAUAUAUAACAAUUACAUAUUUAAGUAAUAUUGAAAAUACUGAAAAAUUUAGAAAAUUAUUUUUUUGGCUAGUAUUAAUAUUUAUUGUGACACUAGCUAGUAAAGAAUUUUUUCAAAUGGUUCAUGGUAUGUACAGUUAUAUUAAAAGAUGGGAAAAUUGGCUUCAAUGGAGUGUUGUAUUACUAUCAAGUAUUGUAUUAAUUAUUCCAAUACAUAAGUGGCAAUAUCAUAUAGCUGCUUUGGAUAUUUUAUUAAUUUGGAUAGAAUUAAUGACUGUGAUUGGAAGAUUUCCAAUUUUUGGCCUUUAUAUACAAAUGUUUACUCAAGUAUCAAUUAAUUUUUUUAAAUUCCUAGGUGCUUACAUAUGUCUUAUAGUAGGAUUUUCUUUAGGCUUCAGUGUAUUACAUAAAAAUUAUGAUUCAUUUAACAACCCAUUAAUUGCUCUGUUGAAAACUAUUGUAAUGAUGUCUGGAGAAUUAGAAUUUGAGGACAUAUUUUUUAGUUCAAAAUCACCAAUUUUAUAUUCUGGCACUGCACACUUAAUGUUUUUAAGUUUUGUCAUUUUAGUAACAGUAAUUUUAGCAAAUUUGAUGAUGGGUCUUGCAGUAUCAGAUAUACAAGAAUUGAGAAGAUGUGCUGGAUUAGAUAGAUUAGUACGUAGAGCAGAAUUAGUAGCACAUUUGGAACACAUGCUAUUUUCUAAAUUGUUAGACUAUGCACCAAAUACAAUAAUGAAAGCAUGCAGACAGGGUGCACUUUUGUUACAUCCACCACAUUAUUGUACAAUUCAUAUCCGUCCUAAUGAUCCACGAGAAAAACGUUUACCACAGGAAUUAAUGAAAGCUAUCUAUCGUUUAGUAAUUGAAAAAAAAAAUCGAAAUAUGAAAAAAAAGAUGCCUAUAUAUAAUACAUAUAAUAUAGAAAUGGACAUUCCUAAAUUAAAUCGACUUUAUAGUACAACCUCUAGUGACAAUAAUCAUCAACAAUUAAAUGAAAUAAUAGAUGAAUUACAAAGAUGUUUUUAUAAUAUUAGUACACAUUUAGAUGAGUUAAUUAAUAAAGUUGAAAGCAUUGUUAGAGAUUGUAAUAAUUCUAAUACAUACAUUGAUCCAUUAGAAAUAAUACAUCUUUUUAAAGUUAAUGCUAAUACAUCACAAAAUGUCAUUGCUUUUCCAAAAGCAAUGACAGAACAUAAAGGUACAUCUUUUUACAAUUCUUGUGUGAAAGUUCCUGUAAAUCCCUGUAAUAGGCAACCAACUCCUUCUUAUGAACGUCUUGAAUUUAAAAAGAAUAAAGAAGAUAAUGAUCUUUAUAAUAAAUAUAACAUGAAUUUUAUAAAAAAUGAUCAUUUUGUUACUGAAUAUAAGAUAUCAAAUUCUACAGAAGAUAUGGAUAUCUUUUUAGAAUUUCUGGAUAGUAUACCAGAUUAUGGUCAAGUUUAUCAUUUAUCAAAUGAGCAGUUUAAACAAAAAGUAGAUUAUUUAAAAAGGAAACAAAAAUUAUUAUUAAAAAAUUUACAAAAUUCUCUGGUUGAUCAUGAAAAUAUAAAUGAAUCUAAAUUUUCAGUGUCUAAUCAAAAAUUAAAGUUAAAAAGUAAAAAUGAUAUUAAUGAUUUAGCAUUGAAUGGUAAAAAAUGUUACUUAGAAGAAUCUUCUAGUCCCAGUCCAUUACUUUUUCUUUCCAAUAAACUUAAUGAAAAUGAAAUCUCAGAAGAUCAGGAUUUCUUAAUAAAUAGGUAUAUAUGAUUAGAUAGAAGUGAAUUUCUUUUAUCUAAUUAUGACUGCAAUUUUGUUAUCAUUUUUAAAUAUAGUAGAAGAGAUAAGGAAAAUGGAACUGAGUGUAAGAAGAAAAUAUAUUUGAAUAAUAAAAAUACAUGUGAUAAAAUAAAUAUCAACGAUAAUAUUGAAAGUGAUAUAGAUAAUGCAGAAACAAGGAGCUUACCAGCCAAUAUUACAAAAGAAUGGCAUCCUACUGUACCUAAGCCAUUUAAUUUUACUUUAAGGUAAUAAAUUAUAUUUUUUUAUUUUAAUAACAAAUUAAUUGACUUAUUUAUAUUGGAUAUAAAAUAAUAAUACAUUAUAUAUUUUAGGGAGGAAGCAGAAAAGCAUAUGAAACAUAUUAAAAUGGAGGAACAAAAAUAUAAAAAUGUGAGAAAUAAUAAAAAAAAUGUAUAUAGAAAACGACGUGUAAGAUCGAUUCCACUUACAUCAAAAAUUCCACUUUAUGAUAAAUUAUUGGCUGAAAAGGAAGAACGAAGUCGUAUAAUUCGUGAAGAAAGUGCCUUAAAUUUAAUGUCUCAAGUACGUCCUUUUAAACUCGAAUGCGAUCGUCGAGCUUGGAGGUUUUUAGCAAGAUCUAGCCCAGAAAUUCGUAGUAAAAAUGUUAAUCUAAAUACAAAAUUUAAAGCUAAACCAGUACCAAAAAAUCUUUUCAGUACAGAAAUAUAUGAUCGUAUGCUUGAAGAUGAAUAUGGCAGACAAUUACAAAAACGAUUAAGAGCUGCGCAAUUAAUGAAAUCAUCCUCUUUACCUCCGUCGAUGGCGAGACGAGAACGAAUCAAAUCUGCAUGCACACAUUUACAAAGUACAUUUAAAGAUUGUAACAAAAAUAUUGAAAAUAAAAAUGUUUCGCAAAUGUCAAAUUAUAAUUCAAUAUCAUUAGAAAGAUGUAAAUCUAUGAUGCCACUUUUGCCUAUACGAGGAAAUAAUUUAGCAGCAAUUUUAAGAUGUCAAGUGUCACGAGAAAAAUUAGAACGUGAAAUAAGAGAAAAAAUGGAAGAGAGGCGUCGAGAACAAGCUGUAAAAAUUAGACAAUCUUUGAUUGGACGUAAUCCAGUAUGGCGUGCUUUGAGAUCCGCAGUGAGGCACGAACACGAAAGAGAUCUUAACAUUCGAACUUUGCUUCGUCGUGAUGAAGCACGUGAACAAGCGGAACGUCAUCGAUUACAAAUGGAAAUGAUGUUGGAUCGUGUAACACAAAUACCAACUCUUUUCGAACGUCAUUCUCAGAGUUAUCAAUCAUUGACUCAGACACAACAAAAUGUCAAUAAUUCAAAAAUGUUACAACGAAGAAGAAAGAAGAAAGAAUUGAGUACCAUGAAUUCAUAUAUAAAUUACGAAAAUAUUUCUAAAUCAGAUUCUGAAUCCCUAACUAGUUCUUCGGGUAGUCCCUUAUCAAAUCAAUCUUUAAAUUCAUCAAAUACAUCUAUAUCACAAAUUUCUGAAAAAUCGAUAACUAAAUCUCAAACUUUACUUUCAAAAAAAAAAGCUAAUCGCAGCCAGUUAAAAGUUUCAAUAAAGGAGACUGCAGAGCUUAUCGAAGAUCAAAACAAAAACAAAAAAUUGUGCAAUAAUGAAUAUUUAAUCUCUAAUGAUGAUUGUAAUAAAAAUAUAUUACAUGAUAAUCAUAAUAUAGAAAUAAUUACUGAUGUUCAGUAAACAAUUAUUUGAUUAAUAUUUAUUAAUCACAAUUGUAAAGAGACAGCAAAAAGAUAGCCGGAGAACUUUAAAUUAAUAAUAUUAAUAAUUUU
Messenger RNA from Apis mellifera (honey bee), 5249 nucleotides. RefSeq lists its product as uncharacterized. Gene Ontology annotation, cellular component: membrane. The record is from RefSeq and is a predicted model, not a curated record. Gene Ontology annotation, biological process: monoatomic ion transport; transmembrane transport. Gene Ontology annotation, molecular function: monoatomic ion channel activity; protein binding. NCBI's taxonomy places the organism in Eukaryota, Metazoa, Arthropoda, Insecta, Hymenoptera, Apidae. The transcript has 13 exons.